Penaeus monodon (black tiger shrimp) is the source of this 4047-nucleotide messenger RNA. RefSeq lists its product as uncharacterized. The record is from RefSeq and is a predicted model, not a curated record. The transcript is spliced from 17 exons. Lineage: Eukaryota; Metazoa; Arthropoda; Malacostraca; Decapoda; Penaeidae. The coding region runs from base 1020 to 3629 and encodes 869 amino acids.
CCGGCGGCAGAGCGGUUCUCUCCCUACGAAGGUUCACACCGGACUGAACAGCUGAUCAAUGUGACAUUGUUGUUUUCAAGGGACCCUAAUAUGUGAUGCAGAAUCCAGCGGCAAAAAAACGGCACUUUUAGCACACGUCCCGCGAUCAGCUGACCGGCUUCGUUGCCACGGAAACCGAAGCAUAACAAAUAUGACGUCUGUUUUCCUUCGCAGUGUGGUCCAAUUCUGCCCCCAAGCUGCAGCAAGACAGAUAUCAAGGUUAUCCAUUCGUCAGUUAUCACAGACUAGACUCAAGUUCCCUGUUACAGUCUCAAGUUCAUUGCAGUCAAGAAAUAAAACGCUCUUUUUGCAAGGAGACACUUCAACGGAAUACACUGUCAGGGGUUACUGUUCUACUGAAAUAGACCAGGCAACUUAUGAACACGUGAGUGAUGAAACUCUGGAAUCCUUGACAGAAUACUUAGAAGAGCUGGUUGAGAGUGACUGUGCUCCUGUAGAUUCUGAUGUAACCUUUUCUACUGGUGUAUUGACGCUGCAGCUUGGAAGCGCAGGAACAUAUGUCAUUAACAAACAAACCCCGAAUAAGCAGAUCUGGCUCUCAUCCCCCACAAGCGGGCCCAAGAGAUAUGACUUUAUUAAUGGCACUUGGGUGUACCGCCACACAGGAAUCACUUUGCAUGAUCUGCUAACUGAAGAAUUGUCACCAGUGUUUCAAAUGGAAACAGACUUUUCCAAGUGUGCCUAUGGAAGAAAUGAAUCUGAUGAUUAACAUGUUUAUACUGAAUAUAUGUGCUAUUGAUAUUUAUGAAGAAAAAUAAUGUGGAGAUGUGGAAACUUGUAGAAAAGUGAAUGAAUAAAAUUAUUUAUCCUUAUUCUGACUUGUGCCUCAUUUGCAUCUGAAAGUAAAUAUGGACAUUUUGUGUUAGAAAACAGUUAUAUACUUUUAUCCUCGUGGAUACAUAUAGAUCAACUGAAUAAACUAACAGGGAAAGACCUUUUCUCUAAGAAAUUUAUCAGCAAUGGCUAUGGACGUAUCAAAGUUGGCAGGUUCUUCCAAAGACAAACUGCAUAAAGAAUGGGCUGAUUUCAAAGUGUCUGCAAAGGUCAGUGCAAAGCCGGUUUGCCCGUAUGCCAUUGGAGGGCAGAGGGACACCCCCAUAUCAGCUCUAGACAGUGUCAGCAAAGGCAUGUGCAUCUGGGAGGAAUGCCUCAAGUUGACAAUUGACCCCACGGUUGACAGAUCCCGGGGGGUGCUGCCGAGUGAGGUCAUGGUGGGAGCAGAGGGAGAGGUUACUCUCUACCCUCCACGCCGUCACAUCAACAUCGAAGUUGGAGGAUCCACACCAGGAAGCACAGUGUCUUCUGCCUCCAAAGCCAGUCAGAGCAAACCCAAAUCCCUCCCAGGAGUUCCCAUGACUAAAGGCAAGCCACAAACACCAAAGGCAGCAUUGAUGACUGCAGUAGAGCAGUCUGGAAAUUACAUGCUUGACCAUAUCAAAAGGAUCAGUGAAAAUGCCUUUAUUGCUGGCAAUAAUAAGAUCCUCUUUAUAUGCCUUGCUUCUGCAGCUUUAGUACGGAACAGACUCAAUGCCUACAAGGAUAUCCUGAAACAACCAAGUUCCAAAAACCUUACAAGCGCACUCGGACGAUGUGGUGAGAUGGUCGAGUUCUUGAUGCAGAACAUCCUCAGCUACAACUGCGACCUGCUUCACUCGGCCCUUCUGCAUGAUCCUGCCAGCCACGACUGGACUAACGUUAAACCGUAUCACGAGAAUGAAAAGUUCUCGGAAAGCAUUCAGAUGUGGGCUUUUUACAUGCAAGGUGUUCGAAAUGAUUUGUGGCAAUAUACUUCUCCACGGAUGAGCGAAAGUAUUUUAGCGAGCAUAUUUACUGACACUUUAAGCAUCUUAGUCACAAGAUAUGCCCAGAUUGAACCUAGUGACAUGAGACUUCAGCAAUACAAGGCAGAUGUUGUUGCAAUCUUGACCAUAGUUGCCGCUACUCUCCCUUCCCUCGUUGCCUCUCCUUCGAUGCUCUUCUCGGUUCGCAUCCAUGAGUCUGUUGCUCUGCCCAUCCAUCGGCGUGCAGAUCUGUUGCUCAAAGUUGCUGCUCUCAAGUGUGCUCCGAUCGAAAAUGUGGCAAGGAUAUUCCACAAAGGCUUUGACAAUGCAGUAAAGAGAACAGGAUACCCAGACUCACCAACAAGCAUCGAGUCCACUCCAGCUUGGCUCACUUUCCUCAAUCCUUCGCUCUUUCCUCACGGGCAGUCAUCUCUCAGGUUCCUUGGAGACCACCAAGCUGUUUAUCUCACCUUGCUUACGUUGGCCAGUCGACCGCAGCCCCAGUAUCCCCUCAUAAUAAGGGGUUUACUAAUGCGGAAGUUCUUGGGUACAAAGACCCUGAUGGAGGGACUGCAUGAUGCCCCUGGACAGGUCACAGCAGGAAAACCCUGUGACGGCCCCAUGUGCAUGCCACACCUGUGCUCCCCUCCUCUGAUACCUCACACUGUGUACGCUGCCAUUGCUCAGAUUGUGAUGCGAUGUGUGGAUUGGACGCCAGCCUUGUCCAACCUGAUUGGUCCUGGCGUCAAACAGUCUGGCUUGUGGGAUUCCUUAGACCGCACGCAGGUUUGGAACAUCCAGCGUCCACCAUGGCAUCAUGCUCUCGUGCAGUUGAUUGCUCCGAGUGUAGUGGGUGUUGUUGCUGAGGUCAUGAGAGCAGUGCCGCCCAAGCCUCCUGCGAAGCCAGCCCACCCCAGCCAGCUAUCAGUCAGGCUUGAGCACCAUCUGGCUGCUUGGACUCUGCAGCUGUUGACUGGCCUGGAAGGUGUUGCCGACUCGGUACCUCUCCCAGUCAUUUACGCGGCUCAUACCAUCAACACAUAUCUUCCUCCUACCAUCAAGCCUACAGGAGGGCAUGUGGUUACACAUUUGGUGGUUAAUGCCCUGUAUUCAACGGUGAAUUCACGAACGUCCCUGGACCAAUUGAAUGAUUCCCCAAUCACUGACGGACAAUGGGACAUGAUGAUUGCUGUUGGUGAGAGGCUGUGUUCUUUGCAUGAUGGGAACUAUGACACACACCUGAAGCAAAUGACACAAGCCCUGUUGUUGCAACUAGAAGACCUUGAAGAUGAGGAGGAAGAAGACAGCCUGGAUGACUACACAGAUGAGGAUGUGAUUGACAGUGUUUGCAAUGCUCUUGUUAAUACCGUCCUCUCAUCAGUGCAAGGCCAACAUGCAUUAGUUGUUAUUUGGGAGUUCCUGAAGCGCAACAUGGAGUGGAUGCAGGAAGCUUUAGAAGUACCGGCCUUGUUGCCUUUGACGUCCAACAAUCCACCCACUGCCCUGAACUUCUCUCCCAAGCCACCUGUAUACAACCCCCUGCACUACUACAAGAGGAUGAUCUACACACGUUUGGAUCAAGAGAGUCUCAUGAACUUCAAAGGAGACUGGGACGCCAUUCUGUGGAGUGACUUGGGUAUGCCAAAGGAGACGAUCGUUGACAUUCUGCGACAAAGACCAGAGUUCCAGGAGGACCCAUACCUCACACCAAGCCAGAAAUUAGCCAUGAAGAAAUUGGCACCAUUUGUGGUUCCCAGUGAUGACUGCAGUUCGAAAAAUGAGGAGUGAGGGAAUGCAGUGGGAGUAAGAGAAUAUAAGGGGAGGAAGAUAGAAAGGGGGAAAGGCGAGUAGCGAGAGAUGGAAAAAUGAGGAGGGAAAAAAGAAAAAAAAAAGGAGAAUGAGAGAACAAAAGUGAAGACUGAGAGAAAGAGGAAUGAAAGAACAUAAAUUGCAGAGUUAAAGCAUGAACAAAGAAAAGAAAAAAAGAGGAGUAAGCAAGCACAAAAUGAGUGAGAAUGUGUAAAGUGAAGACCAAGAGAAGCAAAAAAAGUACAAAAAGUACAGAGCGAGAAAAACAAAAAAUGAAUGGGAGAAGAAAGCAGAGAAGUGAGAGAAUGAACUGAUGUGUGCCUUUUAACUUAUAUUGGUUAUUAUUGAGAAGAUUGUGCCUGGAGAUCAAAAAAAUCUCAUGACAACAUUACUUAAU